CCCCUUGGGCUCACUCCCUCAAGCAGAGGAAGAAGACGCAGUGAACAAGAACAGAGAGAGAGAGAGGAAGCCAUGGCCAUGUCGCUCUCCCUCGCGCGCCAGGCCCUGCCGCCGGUCCUCCAGGCCCUCCCGGGAAGGAGGCCGGCCCACUCCUCCCUCGCCUUCCCGGCCAACCCGUUCUUCGGGGCGCCGCUGGCCGUGGCCGCCGCCGGCGCCGCCGCGCUCUCCCCGGCGGCCCCGCUCCCCCGCCCCCUCGCCGUCGUCGCCGCCGGGAAGGGGUACAAGAUGAAGACGCACAAGGCGUCGGCGAAGCGGUUCAGGGUGACGGGGACGGGGAAGAUCGUGCGGCGCUGCGCCGGGAAGCAGCAUCUGCUCAGCAAGAAGAACGCCAAGCGCAGGAAGAGGCUCUCCAAGAUGGUCCAAGUUAACAAGAGCGACUACAGCAACGUGAUGGGUGCGCUGCCCUACCUCAAAGUGAACAAGAAAGCAGGCUGAGAUCUACCGGGACUCGUGAAAUGAUCGCCACUGAGUUUCUGUCCAACACUUGUAAUUUUGUGCAUCUUUUUCUGUAUGUCUUUUUUUUUAAAUACAUACCAAUGCCAGACUUCACAUUCCAAGCAAUCAUAAACAACUUUUCAUA
Hordeum vulgare subsp. vulgare (domesticated barley) is the source of this 640-nucleotide messenger RNA. Its product is annotated as 50S ribosomal protein L35, chloroplastic. Gene Ontology annotation, biological process: translation. Gene Ontology annotation, cellular component: ribosome; large ribosomal subunit. Bases 73 to 495 code for a protein of 140 amino acids. Gene Ontology annotation, molecular function: structural constituent of ribosome. The record is from RefSeq and is a predicted model, not a curated record. The transcript has 3 exons. NCBI's taxonomy places the organism in Eukaryota, Viridiplantae, Streptophyta, Magnoliopsida, Poales, Poaceae.